Penicillium egyptiacum is the source of this 987-nucleotide messenger RNA. The record is from the annotation of a GenBank genome assembly. Lineage: Eukaryota; Fungi; Ascomycota; Eurotiomycetes; Eurotiales; Aspergillaceae.
AUGCUCUCCACAUUCAUAGCUGGUGCUAGCUACUCACUCAAAACACACCACCCCAACUUAUCCUAUUUCUCCUCUCUCUUUUCUAUCUUCAUAACGAUCAUUGGAAAGAAUAUGGAAACCUCCGCUAACUCCAUCUCGCGUCUCCUGGAUCACCCAAAUGGGCAGAUCACGCAUAUAAUCGUCGAUGACUACACUGACCCUUGGGUAGAGCCAGAGACAGUCCUCAUCCAAGGUGGCUUUGCACGGCAUUCCACCUUCUGGUACCAUUGGAUUCCGUCCCUCGCUCGCACAUAUCGAGUGAUUCGACGAGACACUAGAGGCCAUGGCAAAUCAUCCACUCCGAGGCCAAGCGACAAUUAUGCUUACACCCUUGAUACAAUCUUAUCUGAAAUCGCCGACACCCUUGAUCAACUCGGUCUUCAGAAGGUCCAUUUUAUUGGAGAGAGCACCUCUGGCAUGCUGGGGGAAGCAUUCGCCGUAAAAUUCCCAAAUCGAUUACACAGCCUAACCAUCUGUUCGAGCCCAGCCUACCUGCCGCCUGCAGCUCUGGAACUCUUUUCCUUCGGUCACUCUAGUUGGCCGGAGGCAUGUCGCAAACUCGGCUCCAGAGCGUGGGGAGAGCAUCUUGCCCGUGCCCCAGGCACACUGUCAUCGACAGAUCGCAAGUACGAAGCGUGGUGGGUCUCGACGAUCGCACGAAGUUCCAGCGAGGGCCUUGCAGGAUACGCCGAGUUUCUUUCAUCAUUGGACACACGGCCUCUUCUGUCGCAGAUUUCAGUGCCGACGUUAAUCCUUGCACCGGCGAAGAGCGCGGCUACUGGUCUGGAGGAGCAGCUUGAGAUUGCAAGACAGGUAAAAGGGGCCAAGCUAGUUAUUAUCCAUGGGGCUGGGCAUGAGAUUUACGCGGAUAAGGCUGAGGAUUGUUUGACUGCUUUUGAGGAGUUUCUGUUUGAUUUGGACUUCCGGGGCUCUACCGACAUUGCCUAG